This is a messenger RNA of Enterobius vermicularis (human pinworm), 681 nucleotides long. The record is from the annotation of a GenBank genome assembly. Lineage: Eukaryota; Metazoa; Nematoda; Chromadorea; Rhabditida; Oxyuridae.
AUGUCGAGAACUGGAUGGCCUAUUACAAAGCCACAGGUGGUGACUACGCCGACCAGUGCUGUAAAGAAAUUCAGUGAGGCUGUUGGAAGUAUUGAUAGAGCCAUUAAUUUGUAUCCACUCACGAAUUACACGUUUGGAACGAAAGAUGCCCAGGCUGAACGUGACCACUCGGUGCAAGCACGGUUUCAACGAAUGAGGGAGGAAUAUGAAAAAAUUGGCAUGAGGCGUUCUGUAGAAGGCGUGCUUUUGGUUCAUGAACAUUCUCUUCCACACGUCUUAUUGCUUCAGAUUGGCACCACUUUCUUCAAAUUGCCUGGUGGGGAGUUAAAUCCAGGAGAAGAAGAGGUGGAAGGUUUGAAAAGACUACUUACCGAGACCCUUGGUAGGCAAGACGGAGCAAAAGACCUCUGGACUAUCGAAGACACUAUUGGUAAUUGGUGGAGGCCGAACUUUGACCCACCAAGGUAUCCUUACAUUCCUGCACAUGUUACCAAGCCAAAAGAGCAAACAAAGCUUUUCUUGGUGCAGCUUCCUGAAAGAGCGCUUUUCGCAGUUCCAAAAAAUUAUAAGCUAGUUGCUGCUCCCCUGUUUGAACUUUACGACAACGCUACAGGUUAUGGACCUUUGAUUGCUAGCCUCCCACAGACAUUGAGCAGGUUUAACUUCUUAUAUACACCGUGA